Molecule: messenger RNA, 1252 nt
Organism: Anopheles stephensi (Asian malaria mosquito)
Lineage: Eukaryota; Metazoa; Arthropoda; Insecta; Diptera; Culicidae
Gene: Dhrs4
Product: dehydrogenase/reductase SDR family member 4
Exons: 4
Coding region: 236-1090 (284 amino acids)
Molecular function (GO): carbonyl reductase (NADPH) activity
Source: RefSeq, a predicted model, not a curated record
GGAGUGUUUAUUUACAAACAAACCUGCACGCACAGUUUAAUGACACGAUUUGCUAGAAAAUAAAGUGCAAUUGUUUUAUGAAAUAUUUAGCGUGAAUGUGUAAUUAGCAGUACAGAUAUUGUAUAAUCAACAACACCCGACUGUUGUGAAAUAAUUUUCCACUAGCAGAAACCAAAAGUUGAAGAAUAAAAGGUUCAAAGUGCAUCCCCUUUACCGAGUGCCCAAUUUGGAGAAAAUGCUACGAACAAUUGCUGGAAGCGGAACACUCACACAGGCCAUCAGACUGACGAUGGACCGUAACCUUUGCAGCAGCAGUUCGGCCGGCGUUGCAGCUAAACGGCUCACCGGGAAGGUGGCCGUCGUAACGGCCUCUACGGAAGGAAUUGGAUAUGCCAUUGCCGAACGUUUGGGUCAGGAAGGGGCGAAGGUGGUGGUUAGUAGCCGCAAGCAGCAGAACGUCGAUCGCGCCGUGAACGAUCUGCGAUCCGCCGGACUGGAGGUAUCGGGGAUUAAGUGUCACGUCGCGAAUGCUACCGAUCGGAAGGCGCUGUUUGAUCAUGCUGCCCAAAAGUUCGGUGGCAUCGACAUUCUCGUAUCGAACGCAGCGGUCAAUCCGGAGGUUGGUGGUGUGCUGGAGUGUAGCGAAUCGGCCUGGGACAAGAUUUUCGACGUGAAUGUGAAAUGUUCCUACCUGCUGGCGAAGGAAGCGGUACCGUUCCUGCGAGAGCGCAAGGGUGGCAGCAUCGUAUUCAUUUCGUCCAUCGCCGGGUUUCAACCGUUCCAACUGUUGGGUGCCUAUUCCGUCAGCAAAACGGCACUGUUCGGGUUGACGAAGGCUGCCAGCCAGGAGCUGGCCACCGAGAACAUUCGCGUGAACUGCAUUGCGCCCGGGGUGGUGCAAACUAAGUUUGCCGGAGCGUUGCAAGAGUCCGAUGCCGCCAAAGAAGAAACUCUUUCCCGGAUUCCUAUGGGCCGGAUCGCUCAACCGAAGGAAAUUUCCGGUGUCUGCGCAUUCCUCGUGUCGGACGAUGCAAGUUACGUUACCGGCGAAACGAUUGUAGCAUCCGGAGGCAUGCCAUCCAGGCUGUAAGAAUGUAAAUAUCGUACUUCCAACGUCUUCCUUGGGUGGGGCUUCUUUAAAUGGGUGCACAAGCUGUGUACAAGGUGCGAGCUUCUCGAACCAUUUUACUUUAUUUCGUUACAUCAUACUGGUUAAUAAAACAUUUCCAUGGACGGUGAGCAUACACCUUAA